Molecule: messenger RNA, 1275 nt
Organism: Microsporum canis CBS 113480
Lineage: Eukaryota; Fungi; Ascomycota; Eurotiomycetes; Onygenales; Arthrodermataceae
Exons: 1
Coding region: 1-1275 (424 amino acids)
Molecular function (GO): heme binding; monooxygenase activity; oxidoreductase activity, acting on paired donors, with incorporation or reduction of molecular oxygen
Source: RefSeq, a predicted model, not a curated record
AUGAGCAGGAUACUGUUGUUGCUUUAUAUUCUUCUCGGUAAUGGGGUUGGAAUGCUACUCUUUUUGGGGCGAGCCCUGUGCUCAAGAGCCAGCACAUCAAAGUCGGCUUUGAUACGGCGGUCUGAUGCCGACAGCUGCCGAAUGAUUAUUGCUGGAAAGAACCCAUUUCAAAAUACGGCAACCGGUAUCCUAACCAGCCUUCAAUCCAGGGCUGGCCCUAACCAAGCUCUUCGGAAAGCUUUUGGCAUAAACAAUGCUUUUACCAGCGAAGACAACAAUGUUGUGAAAGAUUUCGUAGCCAAGGCUAGAACCAGAAUGAACCUUUAUAUCGCGGAUUGGGAGAGAGCGGCUACUCUUGCAGCCACCACGCUCAAAUCAUUAGGAUUUCUCGAGCAGGUAGGGAGAGACUGUGAUGGCGCCACAUCAAGGACAGUGCCUGUUGCCAAUGUAGUGCAAGUUACAUGCUUGACAGUCGUUCUGAGCACAAUUCUUCAAGCAGAUAUUGACAAAUUCCAAUAUAAAGAUAUUCUUGACUUGGCAGAGGGUAUUAACCGAAUAUGGGUCUCAUCAAAGAAUAUGAAAGAAGAACUGCGACCUGUCUAUCAGAAGGAGGUGGCUCUUCAUAACAUCCUCAGGGCCAUAUUUCCAGGUAUUCAGGUUGACGAUUCAACUCAGAAUCCCCUAAAUCUCAUUCUUCCCUCUUUUGAGACUUUAUGGAGAAUAGUGCUGCGGACUUUUCUCGAGGUGAUAAGCAGUCGCAAACCGGAAUUCAAGCAGGCGUUGGAAGCUUUUUUCCGAAGCCCUGGCAAAGAACAGUUCAACCAUCAAAUCAGCCCUGGCAUUUCUGCAAGAAAUAUCAUUUCCGAAGCCCUCAGGCUCUAUCCACCAACUCGACGUGUCUAUCGCCAUGUUCGGAAUCCCGGCACUGACAAACCGAUUCUUUAUGCCGCAGAUAUCGAGGCAUGCCAUCGUAAUGCCAUAGUAUGGGGGCCGGAUGCCCUCAAUUUCUAUCCUGGGAGAUGGGAGAGCCUCAAUAAUUCGCAAAAGGCUAGCUUCAUGCCAUUUGGAGCCGAACCGUUCUUAUGCCCAGCUAAGCCAGUCUUUGGGCCGCGGAUGAUCGCCCUUCUUGUUGGGGCACUUCUCUGCAAUUAUGCCGACGGCUGGGAGCUGCACGGGAGAUUUGGGAAGCGUGAUAUUAAUAUGAUAACUGAAGGGGUAUAUUUGGACAGAAAUUCUUGUGGAGAACUAUAUCUCAUGAGACAAAUAGAAGAAUGA